Exaiptasia diaphana is the source of this 2761-nucleotide messenger RNA. RefSeq lists its product as uncharacterized. Bases 175 to 1476 code for a protein of 433 amino acids. Gene Ontology annotation, molecular function: protein binding. The transcript has a single exon. The record is from RefSeq and is a predicted model, not a curated record. NCBI's taxonomy places the organism in Eukaryota, Metazoa, Cnidaria, Anthozoa, Actiniaria, Aiptasiidae.
UGAAAAUAUCCUGGGAAAAAAACCUGUCUUUGAUCGAUAAGAACUGUUGGCUGAAAGUAGAAAGUCGAAGCUCCGUUAUCUUAAUUUACACACAGGGUUAGUGCAGAAGAUCAUUCUAAGAUUAUAUUCAGGAUUGAUUUAAAACCAGAGAAAGAGUCGAGUCUUCUUUUGAAAAUGCCGGCGCUAAACGAAGCCAUUUCCCAGCGUCGUUUCAAGCAAGCCACUUUUCUCAUAAACUCUGGAGUAAACGUAAAUUCAAAAAACAGAGAGGGAUACACACCGCUGGCUCAGCUCUGUGAUAUUGAUCCAGAGGAAAAAGCUUUAAGUCUAGCCAAAUUGUUCAUCACGAAAGGGGGAAGAGUUGAUAGAAAAGAUAACCAAGGAAGAAAUGUCCUAAUGUGUGCAAUUUUGAAAGGAAAGGAGAAACUCGCAUCCCUAUUCCUUGAAGAAAUACUCGAUUUCAAUUUGAAUGCAAAGGACGACGACGGAAAUACAGCCCUAUCGCAUGCUUCUGCGAUUGGAAAUGUUCAAGUUGUACAAAACAUAGUACGAGCUUUACGAAGGUAUGGACUUAGUGUUGAUGUUGCAAACAAGGAAGGCCUUACACCGCUAAUGAUUGCAGCGAAACAUAGACACUUGGCAUGCGCCAAUGUUAUCCUAACUGAAGGUAAAGCAUCGGUGUUCAUACGUGAUAACACCACAUGGAAAACUGCCUUAGAAUGGGAACGAAAUGCUGUGCCAAGAAACGUUUCUAAUCAAAGAAAAUUACCGCUGAGAGAAUCCAUUCAAACGAAAUCUUCACCAUCAUCAAGUUCACCUUCAAGGUCAAGAUGUCCAUUUUCGCAAGACCGUCCUCAUGUGCAAAAGCAUGAAAUGAAACAGCUAUUCCAGAUUUAUGAAAAUCAACUCACUUCGACAUACAGAAUUGGUUUUGACAAUAGCAAAAUUGGUAAUUUUUAUGAGAAUAUUUGUCUUACUUCGCCACAGGUUCGACCUGAAAGUCGUAAUAACUUGGAUACAGUAUUCGAAGGAAGUCAAGCGCGUGCUUUAUUCACCAAAAGUACCGCGGUUGUAAAAUUUAGAAAGACUAGUUCUAUGCUUAAUGCUCGUAAGCUCACAAAAACAGACUUAUUAUCAGCUUCAUGCACAGCAAGUAGCGUUUCUGAACUUUUGAGAGAUGCUCGCGAAUCGUCCAGAGAAAUUCAACCGAAACAGGACUUAUCCAAACAAGGAAUUGGUCGUCCAAUGAGGCGACCUAUUCGCAGUCGGUCAGAAAUUCUUUUUAUCAAGAACAAAAUAAACGAAAAAGAAAGAAAACUUCCUCGUAUUGAGAAGAGGACUUUAUCAAAUCCAGUUAUGUCCUUGCUGGAUGAGAAAAAAAGUUCAGUUUCUGUUAAUGCAAAUGAAAAGUUCGAUAAUGACGAACAGCCAGGACAAACAAUUGAAGAAACAUCUGAAAUCCGAAGAGAGAAAUGAGCGCCGUUUUCGCUUGAUUUGAGGUAGAAGACUUUGGAGACACUUGAAGAUUUCGAUUUACUACAAGAUUUGAGGGAUCUGUAAGAGAAUCGGCAUAAAAAUUUUGACAACAGCAAAACUUUUUCCUUGCAAUGGAAACGAAAGAAUCUGCAAUUACUACUCUAAAGUGUAUGUAACGGGUUAAUGAAAACCGCUCUAAGACAUAUCAUAGUUACUAACAGUUUUGAUUUACAGGUACAGUUUUUGUUACAAAAAAAUCAAGAACCUCGCAUUUUUACACAAGAACCUGUUCACGAUGACUUGAACUGAAAAUCUAGGUUUAUUUACGCGGAGCUGUACACAGAAAAGAAAACAAUCAUUUGCGGCAACACAAACAAAGGUCUAAGUUUUAAUGUCGCAUCAUAGACCUUUUCUAAGUUUUAAAUCAAUCUGAAUCAGUGUGCAGACAUGCAGUUUACCAUAGACUAUGCAUUCUUCCGUGUGGGAUCAAAAUCCUUUCAAUUGUGACACAAUGUACACGGUCAUUAGAAGUUUAAUAUGCAUCAUCACUGUUUUCGCAUUUUUUUUUAGCUCUUUUCUAAAAUGAUAACAAUUUCUGGAUGUUGGGGUUCUAUAGAAGUCGUUUAUAGAACUAAAAACUUAAGUCUACGACCAUUUCUACAAGAAUCCUAACGGGUUUGAGUUUCAAAUGAGGGAGUUUUUGAAGCCGUUCAAUAAAAUCGAAAGUCGCGUGUUUCUUAUUGCAUGGGCAGGGGUAUAUAAUGAUGUAUAAUGCAUGGGUAUAAUGAUAAAACACUAGUAAUGCUUGUUUAUUAAACAGUACAUUUUGUUCCAGUAAGUGUGCACUGGAGUGUUUCGAGAAUGAGGUAUAGCCUAGACCUUAUAAAGCUCUUGGCGCGAUAUAUGUGUUAUAUUUUUUUGUACAUAGGUGCGGAUUGGGUUUUUUCCGAGCAUGGUCUACUAUAGCCUUACUCUAUAGCCUUACUAUUUUCAAAAAUAGCCACAUUCACAAUCCAAAUGUCAAAAAGCAACACGUUAAUCUCAUCAGACUCAAGGAGUUUUCCAGGAGUUUUUAGCGAUUUUUCACAUAUUCAAGGUCUUUUCAAACGCCCUUGAAAACGAGUUUUCAAUUCCAGGAGUAGUAGGGCGAACCCUGUUUUGAGUUUGAGUCUCAUUCAGAUUUAAAUUCUUGGAAAUUCAUAUCAUCAUAACUAUUUCUACUUGUCAAAUUCAUUAAUAUUAAUAUUCAUAGGUAAAGACAAUGGAAAAUCAUUGCCAUGACCGC